AUGCGUCUUUCCAAUCCCAGCAACAACACUCAAGUACUUUUUUUUCUCUUUCUCUCUCUCUCUCUCUCUCUCACUCUCUCGUUUGGUCUCUGUUACUCUCUUUCUCCCUUUCUCUCUUUCUGUCUGAAUUGUGAAAUUGAUUUUCUUUUCUUCUUGUUCUUUUCUUCUUCUCUACCUCCUUCUCCUCCUCCUCCUUCUUCUUCACCUCCCUCUUCUUCUUCACCUCCCCCUUCUUCUUCACCUCCCCCUUCUUCUUCACCUCCUCCUCCUCCUCUUCCUCCUCCUCCUUCUUCUUCUUCUUCUAUGUGCCACUCUCCAUCUGCAAAGAAAUUCGGGGAGGCCGCAUCCUACAACGACCCGUACCUUGUGUUCGCAGUGAAACUCCUACACCCAACCAGUCCUUUCAUGGAGACCAUUAUCCGGUCGGCGAAAUUGGACGUCUUCAAGUAUGGCACUCUGCCUGUCAACUCAAGCAACUCAUCCUCACUUCCAUCCUCAAACGCCCUAGUCACCGUCUACCACAUUGCGGUUGACUCGAAAACCGGUGAGAAAACACGAACAGCCGUGGACUCCAAGAUCGUCAAUUUGCAAGAAAGCGGCUGGGAGACAUUCGAUAUUGCGACGGCAGUCCAAACCUGGCUCGAGCGGCCAGAUAGCGACGGCAACUUGAAGUUCGAGCUAGCCAGCUCGUUGCGGCCCACGGAACUGUACCAAAUCCUGCACGUAUCCCGGCUCAGGAAACGCUCGUUGCGUGAGCGGGAGCCACGUUUAAGCGUGAAAACAUCGGAACGGUCGAUAUUAGGCAGGGCGAAGCGAGAUGCCCACACGGGUGACUGCGUGAAAGGAGACGGGGAAAAACAGUGCUGUAGGUUUUCAGUUGAAAUUAAUUUUAAAGAAAUUGAUUGGCAGAAUUGGGUAAUAGCGCCCGAGUCGUUCAAGGCCUACUAUUGUCAGGGAGAGUGCGGACACACCCGCAUGGCCAAUGACUGGGCGAUGAUCAAACGAGUAAUACAUCUGAAAGAUCCUGAAAAGAUGCCGGUCGAUGUCUGUUGCACGCCGAAUAAACUAAGUGACUUGUCCUUACUGCAUUACACAGAGGAAGGGCAACUGGAACUGACUGAUAAAAAAGACGUGGUUGUGCAGGACUGUCGGUGUAGAUAA
This is a messenger RNA of Acanthosepion pharaonis, 1161 nucleotides long. Lineage: Eukaryota; Metazoa; Mollusca; Cephalopoda; Sepiida; Sepiidae. The record is from the annotation of a GenBank genome assembly.